Molecule: messenger RNA, 1992 nt
Organism: Macrobrachium nipponense
Lineage: Eukaryota; Metazoa; Arthropoda; Malacostraca; Decapoda; Palaemonidae
Product: bifunctional purine biosynthesis protein ATIC-like
Exons: 12
Coding region: 149-1738 (529 amino acids)
Biological process (GO): 'de novo' IMP biosynthetic process
Cellular component (GO): cytosol
Molecular function (GO): phosphoribosylaminoimidazolecarboxamide formyltransferase activity; IMP cyclohydrolase activity
Source: RefSeq, a predicted model, not a curated record
UGUGUCUGAUAAGACGGGCUUAACAGAACUGGCUAAAGGACUAGCAGCUGCUGGGCUCUCUCUGGUGGCUUCUGGUGGUACAGCAACCAAACUGAGGGAUGUGGGACUCCAGGUAUCAGAUGUAGCAGAAGUGACAGGGGCAGCAGAGAUGCUGGGGGGCCGGGUCAAGACACUGCACCCAACCAUCCAUGGAGGAAUUUUGGCAAGAGAUACGCCUUCAGAUCUCGCCGACCUUUCGGCGAGAAAAAUAGAUAUGAUCCAGGUGGUAGUCUGCAAUUUAUACCCAUUUGUGAAAACUGUCAGUCGUGAAGAUGUGUCUGUUAAUGAAGCUGUAGAGAAUAUAGACAUUGGAGGAGUAACACUCCUCAGGGCAGCAGCAAAGAACCAUUCUCGUGUGACUGUUCUGUGCGACCCAGAUGACUAUUCUCUUGUCCUUAGGGAACUGAAAAAUGGAGACACCUCUUUGAAUACCAGGCAGAAGCUUGCACUCAAGGCCUUCACUCACACAGCUAUGUAUGAUGAUGCAAUUAGUGACUACUUCAGGAAAACCUUUUCAAAGGGUGUAAGUCAACUUCCUCUUCGAUAUGGCAUGAAUCCUCACCAGAAACCAGCACAGAUAUUCACUACUGGUGAAAAACUACCAUUAACAGUGGUGAAUGGAUCCCCAGGCUUCAUCAACCUCUGUGAUGCUUUGAAUGGUUGGCAGUUAGUUCAUGAACUUCGAGCAGCACUUAGUAUGGAAGCAGCCGCUUCUUUUAAGCAUGUCUCGCCUGCUGGAGCUGCAGUUGGUGUUGCACUUGACAGUACUGAGGCUAAAGUCUGUAUGGUUGAUGAUCUUGGGGACUUACCUCCUCUUGCAACAGCUUAUGCCCGUGCUAGAGGAGCAGACCGGAUGUCAUCUUUUGGUGACUUUGUUGCAUUGUCUGAUGAAUGUGAUGUCCUUACAGCAAAGAUCAUAUCUAGGGAGGUAUCUGAUGGUGUGAUUGCUCCAGGUUACACCCACCAGGCCCUAGAGAUACUGAAGAAGAAGAAAAAUGGAGGUUACUGCAUACUUCAGAUGGAUCCAAAUUAUGAAGGAGAUUUGGUUGAACGCCGUACGAUUUUUGGCCUCACUCUAGAACAGAGGAGAAAUGAUGCUACUAUAACGCCUGAUCUUCUUAGGGAUAUCGUAACCAAGAAGAAGGAGCUUAGUGAAGAAGCCAUUCGGGAUCUGAUUGUUGCCAGCAUAGCAGUGAAAUAUACUCAGUCCAACUCUGUUUGCUAUGCUAAGUCUGGCCAGGUUAUUGGUAUUGGUGCAGGCCAGCAGUCUCGCAUUCAUUGUACGAGACUUGCAGGGGAUAAAGCAAAUAACUGGUGGAUGCGCCAUCACCCUCGUGUUUUGGAUAUGCAAUUCAAAGGAGGAGUAAAGAGAGCAGAAAAAUCAAAUGCUAUUGAUAACUUUGUUGGUGACACUGUUGGAAAAGAUAUGCCUGAAACGCAGUUUGCUGCAAUGGUAGAAAACAGACCUGCCCCAUUGACUGUGGAAGAGAGGGCGGCAUGGCUCAAGAAACUCAGUGGUGUUGCUCUGUCUUCUGAUGCAUUCUUCCCUUUCCGAGACAAUGUGGAUCGUGCAAAACAGAGUGGUGUGGAUUACAUUGUAAGUCCAGCUGGUUCAACAAAUGACAGUGUUGUGAUUGAUGCUUGUGAUGAACACAACAUUGUGCUAGUCCACUCCAACCUCAGACUUUUCCAUCACUAAAGAUGCCUGAAGACCAAGAUUGUGCAUAGCAGUUCCUAAAUUUGGUAAAAUGAUUCCUAUAUUUGUGAGUUAGAUUACUAUUUAACAGUUUCUACAUUUGGAAGUAUUCAGAUCAAUAUUUAAUUAUUCAAUUUGUUUGAAAUGCUCAUAGUAUUUAAAAUUUUCAUGAAGUAUACAAAUAUGAAGGUUAUAAAAAGCCAAAGCAUGGUACGAACAUUUAUAUUUAAUGCAGUAAACAUAGUAAGUGGUCUGUC